CAGAGCGAGCGGCUGGAAAUUCACCUGUGGCACCGGGGGGAGGGGGGAGACCCGCAUCGGGCGGGGGGGGACGAGCCUCCGGGGAAGCGGGUCUGCGGCAGCCAUGAUCCAUUUUAUCCUGCUGUUCAGCCGACAAGGGAAAUUAAGACUUCAGAAAUGGUUUAUCACUCUUCCUGAAAAGGAAAAGAAAAAAAUCACCCGAGAAAUUGUGCAGAUUAUUCUGGCUCGAAAUCAAAAAAUGAGCAGUUUUGUUGAUUGGAAAGACCUCAAGCUUGUUUACAAAAGAUAUGCUAGUUUAUAUUUCUGCUGUGCAGUAGAAGACCAAGAUAAUGAACUCCUGACCCUAGAGGUUGUCCAUCGUUACGUAGAGCUAUUGGACAGAUAUUUUGGCAAUGUAUGUGAGCUGGAUAUUAUUUUCAAUUUUGAAAAGGCAUAUUUUAUUCUUGAUGAAUUUCUAAUGGGAGGGGAAAUUCAAGAGACAUCCAAAAAAUUGGCAGUGAAAGCCAUAGAAGAAGGUGAUAUGUUACAAGAGACAAUGGAAGAAUAUAUGAGCAAGCCUGCCUUUUAAAUCAAAGCUACAGAACCAGCAAAAGAGGCCAUGUAACACGGUAUAACAUCUCCUAGGUGCCAGAUUCUGUCUGAUACCAUUCCCUAAAGUUCCAAAAGUGGUAUAUUAUCUAUGCAAUUGUCAAGAUGAAGGUCAGCCAUAGUGCUGUCUUUAUAGCAGGACAUGUAUAUUAUACUUUCUAUGAGUUUAUUUUAAUAUAAUCUUUCUUGGCUGUCUAGAUUGAAAGUUUUAUGGCAACUCUUACUAUCAGCUUUUUAAUUCUAAGAAAUUGAUACUAGAACCUUUGAAGGAUAUAUUUAUGAUUCUGGACCAGUUGUUGAUCGAUUCAAUAUAAUUUUAUAAAAAGAAAAAAAAUGUUAUGUGGUCAUUUCUUCUAGAUUAAUAAUACUUUUGCAAAACAUGCGUGGAGUUGAUAGUUGCUAAUUUUUAAUUUGCUUUGAUGGCUAGUGGCCUAAUCCAGAUUUAACUGGGUUGUAAAUAAUUUAAUACAGUACAGUGUAGUCCUUUGGGUUGGAGGUGAAUCAGUUUGUAUAAGAUUGAAUAUAAACUUUGUCAAGCAUUCCUGAAUCAGUAUUUCUACAAGCUGAAAACGAACAAUUAUAUCCUAGUUUGGAUAAUUUUUUAUCUGGGCUUUGAGCUUCUUCAGUGAAGCAAUAAAUUGAAAUGGCUGAAUUUCAUCCUUACAGCUAUAGAUCUAUAAACAUAUGAAUGCAGUUGUACAAUAGCUAGAGGCAUCCUUGAGUUAUCAGUCAAUUUCCUGCAUCAGUGCCUUUUAUGGAUUUGGGAGGUAUGGAGAUUUUAUCUUAUUAGAGGAGCCAUUCUUCCAAGGAUUUCCAUGGUAAAAAGUUGUCAUGGAAUACAGCCACCAGUCAGGUUGAAUUUCCUCAAACACUGUAAUCUGUCUAGCUGGGGUAUACUAAGUACUGUAUUUGCCAAGAACCUCUCCCUUCAGCCCUGGUCAAUGAAAAGUGAAAAGCAAGUUCUCUCAGUUUCUGAUGAUGAAAGCCCAGAAAAUACAAAACACAACAAACUUUAUAAAAAUCUUGAGAAUAUAAGGAGUACUUAUGUAGCCAUGCAGUCAUGCACAUGAUGUGAGAAAGGUUUACUAGAAUUCCCUUUCAAAGCAGUCAAUUUUCUAGUUAUGAUAAAGAACUUGUCUGGAAAAAGAAAAACAUGGGAGUCUGAGGGUAUAAAGCAAAAAAUUGCCUGGCAGCUGAUUCCAUCCUUUGAACAACUCUCCAGUUGAAUGAUAAAGGGGCUGACCAAUUCUCAUUUGAUAACUUGGUGAACUGUUGUGUGAAAAGAAAAGAAAGAAAGAGUUUUGAUAUA
Candoia aspera is the source of this 1897-nucleotide messenger RNA. It is a transcript of the gene AP1S3, whose product is annotated as adaptor related protein complex 1 subunit sigma 3. The transcript is spliced from 5 exons. Gene Ontology annotation, biological process: intracellular protein transport; vesicle-mediated transport. The coding region runs from base 104 to 568 and encodes 154 amino acids. Gene Ontology annotation, cellular component: AP-1 adaptor complex; membrane coat; intracellular membrane-bounded organelle. Gene Ontology annotation, molecular function: clathrin-cargo adaptor activity. The record is from RefSeq and is a predicted model, not a curated record. NCBI's taxonomy places the organism in Eukaryota, Metazoa, Chordata, Lepidosauria, Squamata, Candoiidae.